AUGGUCCAGAAGCUGAAGGCAGUGAGAAAUCCUGGUCCAACAAGUAGAUCACACCAUGAGGUUGAGAAGAAGGAAAAACUAGACUGGUUUCCUGAAGCAGAUGAAUUUUGUUUUCCUGGUGAUCCUGGAAUUAGUGAUGAAGAAGAUGAGAUUGAAGGAGCUUUCAAACUACCAAGUGGUAGGAAGAGAAGGUUUAAGAAGAUGAAGGAAAGGGUAUGGUUCAAUGAAAAGCUUCCAGAUCCACAAGAACAGUUUUGUAAGGGAUUGUGCUUCACCAAUGUUUAUGUGUUCAGAGAUGCACUUAGGGAUUUUCACAUCAGGACUUUGAGGAAUUUCCAGUAUCACAGAAAUGCCCCUGAUAGGAUUAUUGUUUGGUGCUCAGAGAGAGCACAUGGAUGUGAUUUUUAUAUCUGUGCCUCUAAGAUAGCUCAUGAGCAAACUUUCUGCAUCAAGAAGUGUGAUAUGCUGCACACUUGUGGAGCAUGUGCAGAGAACACAAAGGUUACUACAAAGUGGUUGUCCAAAUCAGUACAACCAGCAUUGAGAGAUGACAUUAGAGCUCCUGUGGAUGCAUUAAUAAAAAAGACUAAGACUAAGUUUUCAGUUGAUGUUUCAAGAAGUGUGGCAUAUAGGGCAAGGAGGAAGGCUGUUGAUGUGGUGCAAGGUGACCACAAGCAACAAUACUUGAGACUGAGGGAUUAUCUUCAAGCUGUUCUUGACACAAACCCUGGGAGCAGAUGUAUUGUAACAACAUUUGUUGACCCAGAAAAUCCUGCACCCACUCCUAGAUUCAAGUACAUGUUCUAUUGUCUGGCAGCAUCAAAGGAAGGGUUUCUGAAUGGUUGCAGACCAUUUAUAGGGCUUGAUGGGUGUUUCAUCAAGUUAACCACUGGACAACAAAUUCUUGCUGCCACAGGAAGGGAUUGCAACAACAACAUCUACCCCAUAGCUUUUGGUGUGGUUGACAAGGAAGAUGGAGAAAGUUGGACUUGGUUUUUAACUCAGCUGAGAUGCUGCAUUGGUAGUGGUAACAAAUUUGGAACAUACACAAUAAUAUCUGACAGGCAAAAGGGGUUACUUAAGGCAAUAAAUGAGGUGUUCCCUGAUUCACCUCAAAGAUUCUGUCUUAGGCACAUAUAUGCAAACUUUCAAGCAGCUGGGUAUAGAAGCAAAGAACUAAAGCAGUGUGUUGACCAGGCUAGCUACUCUUACACUAGGCAUGGGCAUGAAUUAGGGAUGGCAGCUCUAAAAGCACAGUCUGAGGAUGCUUGGAAAUGGCUUAAAAAUAUAGAGGUCUCUGCUUGGGCUAGGUAUGCUAUGGAUCAUACUUGCAAAACAGAUCUAGUUAUGAACAACCUUAGUGAAGUCUUCAACAAGAUGAUACUUGAUGUUAGAGCCAAACCAAUAAGGACAAUGUUUGAAGGGAUUAGAACCAAGCAGAUGAUAAAGAGGCAGCAGACUAGGGAGAAGUUGCAGACAUGUAGGUGGACAAUCACACCAAAUUACUCAGAGAUUUUAGAAGAGAACAAAAAGUAUGCCAAGCACUGCCAGGCUGACAGAGCUGGUGAGACAAUUUGGCAAGUAACAAGCAAAGAAAACCAAUAUUGUGUGGACAUGGAAACAUGUACAUGUGACUGCAAGAGAUGGGACAUGACAGGUUGUCCUUGCAGUCAUGCCAUAUCUGCAUUGACAAAGCAAAAGCUCCAUCCUGAAGACUAUGUUAAUGAAUUCUUCAAGAAGCCAAUAUUGCUGGCCUGA
Triticum dicoccoides is the source of this 1758-nucleotide messenger RNA. RefSeq lists its product as uncharacterized. The transcript has 4 exons. Lineage: Eukaryota; Viridiplantae; Streptophyta; Magnoliopsida; Poales; Poaceae. The record is from RefSeq and is a predicted model, not a curated record. Gene Ontology annotation, molecular function: DNA binding; zinc ion binding; transposase activity. Bases 1 to 1758 code for a protein of 585 amino acids. Gene Ontology annotation, biological process: DNA transposition.